Coregonus sp. 'balchen' is the source of this 932-nucleotide messenger RNA. The record is from the annotation of a GenBank genome assembly. Lineage: Eukaryota; Metazoa; Chordata; Actinopteri; Salmoniformes; Salmonidae.
GACUACUGUGAGAUAAACGUCUGCAGUAAUGGGGGGACCUGUGUGACCGGGGCCGGAGCCCCCUUCAUCUGUAUCUGCCCCGACGGAUACACCGGGGACACCUGCAACGACACAGAGGCUGGUACGGAGAAAAUAACAGUAUUCAUAUCUACAUUAUAGCUAUUAUAGGUCUUUGAAUUGAGUAUCAAGUAUAGUUAUUAAAUUGUAAAGUUAUAUGUAAGCCAGUUAUACCAACUCAUAUUUCCCAAGCAAAAAGUAAAUUCACAUUCAAGAAAACAUUAAAGAUACAUCUAAUGAGAUCAAACAUGACUGGACAGAUACUGAUCCCUGAAUAUUAUUAUUAAAUGUUACCUUUCAGGUAUUUAAACUGUCUGUAAUGUCUACAUGUUAAUACUUUUUAAAAAGUAAAUUGUGAAGUAUUUUUGUCUGUAAUGUAUUUUUUCAUUAUGUGUCAGAUCCCAGGAAGACUAGCUGUCGUUAUGACGUCAGUUAAUGGUAAUCCUAAUAAAGUCCCAAGCUGUUAUGAAUGCUUAUAGUAAGUCUUCUGAUGCAGUAUGGGUGUUUUCGGAGGCUUCAUAAAGGUGUUAUACACCGACAGAUGGUACAUAGACAGUGUUAGAGGAAAUGUCUGAGAGGCUGUCUCUGUACUACACUGUAUUGCCAAUCUGGCCCUAAUACUAUCCUUCCCUCUCCCCCUCCCUUGCAUCUCUGCCCUAGGUCAUUGCUGUAAAAAUAUAAUUUGAUCGCAGUCAGCCUACCUGGUAAAAUAAGGGUUAAUAAUAAGUUAUAUUUGCUUCCCAGGGCCCUGCAACCCCAACCCCUGCAAGAACGAUGCCAUCUGUGAGGUGACUGGCCAGUCACGCCGAGGGGACGUCUUCAGCGAAUACAUCUGCAAGUGCCAAGAUGGCUUUGACGGAGUCCACUGCCAGAAU